GAGAACGGCACGGAAUUACAGACUUAUCAUAGAGAACCUGUUCUUUAGCAAGAAACCUCGAAUAAAAUGGCCAUUGAUGCUUUUAAUCCUUUUCCACCAUGUCCUGCAAAUAACUGGGGCUAUUCUAUUUAUGAUUGGAUCCAAGGCGAGCACGCAUUCCAUUAUGGCACCUGCCACCCUUGCGCGGAAAAUGCACGGCCUGAUAGCACCCCUAAGUUACUUAUUAAAUGUGCUUUGGUGGCGUCAGAUGGACUAUUUAGAGGAAACCCUCCAAGAGGUCAACGAAAUUUUGCUUCGCGCCAAGUUCCCGCUCCUAGGUUCUUUGCGCGCUACUAUCACUGCAGAAUUGGAGUCCCGACAUCGGUCAAUCAUCCUCUACAUGAAGGCAGUCUCACAACUGUUGGUUUUGUCAUACUUUCUACCUCCCGUAAUCGCACUAUUUUUCAACCCCUCAUCAUCACGAACGCUUCGUCUACCAAUGGAGAUGUUGGACCCACUCUCUCUCCUCGGAGUCAGCUCGAAUGACGUCAUUGGGGUACUCAUUUACUUCAGUUAUUUUGCCUCUUACUUAGUCCACAACUAUACCCUAUACACUGGAGCUGCGAUUCUCAUCGUCACUAUUGAUUCCCUGAAGACAGCGUUUCGCGUAUGCGGGCUUUGCUUGGAGACCCUCGGUCAUGGCAAAUCUGCCGAUUGGGAGCAAUUUGUGGACGCUGUUAAGCUUCAUCAACGCUUGUAUAGAUUGACUGCAAAGAUGAAGAACGCUGUUGAGCCAUUACUUGCAAUGAUCAUAACUGGGACUGUCAUUUUUAAUCUUCUUUCCGGAUUGGCAUUUGCUCAGGCAGAUGACGUAUCCUUAAACAUUUACUUCAAUGAACACUGGGUGGCGCGGAAAUCCGAAUUCGCUCCUUUAUUUCCAUUUAUGAUAAUGAGAUCAAACACACUGGUGAAAUUCCGCAUUUACAACUGUUGGUCGUUGACGUCAGAAAGUUUGCUUCAGUACACGAACUUGAUGUAUAGUUUUUACGUAUUUUUGGAGUCAGCACUAUCAAAAAUUGGCAAAGACAACAAUCUGUAAUUUUUGGACUCUUCAUUGCCGUAAGUUUUUACGACACUGCAUUGAAAUCAUGUA
Molecule: messenger RNA, 1132 nt
Organism: Bemisia tabaci
Lineage: Eukaryota; Metazoa; Arthropoda; Insecta; Hemiptera; Aleyrodidae
Source: RefSeq, a predicted model, not a curated record